Molecule: messenger RNA, 4108 nt
Organism: Oncorhynchus mykiss (rainbow trout)
Lineage: Eukaryota; Metazoa; Chordata; Actinopteri; Salmoniformes; Salmonidae
Biological process (GO): glutathione catabolic process
Molecular function (GO): glutathione gamma-glutamate hydrolase
Source: RefSeq, a predicted model, not a curated record
GCACAGUGCGUUUCAUGUGAGGAAACGUAGGCGGAAAACGUUUUGCGUGAUAAAAGAGCGAUAGCCUAGGCUACGGACGCACAUGCACGCAGUUUAGAGAGAAUACAGUAUAUUCUGGUCGUAUACAGUAUAUUGGAGAAGUAGCCUAGGCUAUGCAGCCCGAUCUCCCCUUCAACUCGCGCCGGUCAGCUGUUGUUUGUCUACAUGGCUGUGUGGCAUCAAGUCAACCCUUGGCAUCAAACAUUGGUCUGGACAUCUUGAAGAGAGGAGGGAAUGCUGCUGAUGCUGCUGUGGCUGUGGCUGCCGCCCUGGCCGUGACAGAACCCUGCAGCUGUGGGAUCGGUGGGGACAGCUUCUGUCUGUUCUAUGAUGCAAGCACAGGCCAGGUGCGCGGCCUGAACGGCAGUGGCCGGGCUCCCAGGGCACAGACAGUGGAUCUCCUGGAGAGGUAUGGCUACAGUGAGUCUAACCCGAUCCCAUCCUUCCACGCCCUGAACGCCACCGUGCCGGGGGCCGCGGCCUGCUGGUGUGACACCGUCCGCCUGUUUGGCAGUCAGAAGCUCUCUCUCCAGGAUAUCCUGAGGCCCGCCUCUGACCUCGCCCUGUGUGGAUUCCCCGUUGCCCAGGUGACCGCGCACCACUGGGCCAAGUGGGUCCGUACCAUGAGGGCUGCUGGGAGGGAGCUGGGAAGAGACUUCCUGAUUAAGAACGAUGCGCCCAAACAUGGACAGGUGUUCUCCAACCCUCAUCUGGCCCAAACUUUCCAGGAGCUGGGCCAGCAUGGUAAAGUAGGGUUCUAUGAAGGCAGAGUGGCGAAGUUGAUUGUUGAUGUCAUCAUUCGGAACGGAGGAGUGAUGAGUCUGGAUGAUCUACGUAACCAUGACAGCGAGGAGAUCAAACCCAUCCACACUGACUACAGGGGUGUGAGGCUAUGGGAAGUCCCUCCUAAUGGUCAAGGCAUGGCAGCACUCAUGGCCCUCAAUAUACUGGAGAACUUCCCCAUUAAAGAGAUGGGUCAUAACAGUGCAAGUUACCUCCAUGUGUUGGCUGAGGCCCUGAAGCUGAGCCUGGCUGAUACAGUCCAUCACUGUGCUGACCCAGAUCACGUUAAAGUCCCUCUGGAGAGUCUACUGUCUAAAGACUACAGCCUGCAGCUCUCACACACCAUACAAAUGGACAGGGCCAGCGUCAUGGCGGAGCGUGAUGUGCCCACAGGAAGUGACACGGUGUAUUUCACGGUGGUGGACGGCCAGGGCAACGCCUGCUCAUUCAUCAACAGUAACUACAUGGGCUUCGGAACUGGUCUGGUGCCUGAGAGCUGUGGCUUCUCCCUGCAAAACCGAGGUGCUCACUUCUCUCUGGAGCGUAGCCAUAGUAACUGUGUAGGGCCGGGGAAGAGACCGUACCACACCAUCAUCCCGGCCCUGCUGACCGACCCCGCCUCUGGACGCCUACUCUGCUCCCUCGGGGUCAUGGGAGCCUUUAUGCAGCCGCAGGGCCACAUACAGGUGUUGCUGAACAUGCUGGAGUUUGGGAUGAACCCCCAAGAGGCGCUAGAUGCCCCUCGCAUGUAUGUGCAGCAUGACAAGGCUGCCCAGCAGUGGCGUGUCAAUUUGGAGGUGGGUGUUGACGAGGGUGUUGCUGAAGACCUGGAAAAGCGUAGCCAUGUGGUUUGCUGGCCUAUCACUGGCCAUGACCGGAGUCAGUUUGGGCGAGGCCAGGUCAUCUCAGUAGGGGAUUGGUGGAACCUGUCGACCCAGGAUGCAGAGCCCAAUGUUAGGGUGUUGUGGGCAGGAUCAGACCCCAGAGCUGAUGGUUGUGCCCAGGGGUACUAGUGACUAGGGCUGCACAAUAUCGGCAAAAAAUAUCAUUGCGAUUUUUUUUUACCAAAUAUUGCAAUUGCGAUUUUGGCUUGCGAUAUAGAUCUAGAACUUUUGGAAUCAGUGAAAUAGAAUGAUUUAUAUUAAGAAACAGAUAAUAAUAAUAAUAAAAACAGAUGUGACACGCAGCUUAGUGGCGGUUCAAAAUAUUGCACCCAAUAUGAAUCUCUUGCAAAAUGGAUAUUGCACAUGUCAAUAUUGCGAUUUUGAUAUGAAUUUGAAUAAUCGUACAGCUCUACAUUCUUCGAAAAAAACGAUUCCAAAAGGGUUCAUCGACUGUCCCCAUAGGAGAACCCUUUUUGGUUCCAGGUAAAACCAUUUUUGGUUCCAGGUAGAACCAUUUUGUGUUCCAUGUAGAACCCUCUGUGGAAAGGGUUCUACUUGGAUCCAAAAGGGUUCUACUUUGAACCAUCAUUCAACGUGUUCUCCUAUGGGGACAGCAGGAGACCCUUUUAGGUUCUAGAUAGAACCUUUUUUCUGAGAGUACUAGUGACCCUCUCCCCUCCCUAGGGGGAGCUAGAGAGCUCACAUAAUCUUUACAGUAUGACAGUGCACUACACUUGUCCACUCACUGACCAUGUUUACAUGCACAUCAAUACUCAAGGAUUCUGUUUUUGAGUUGAUGCAUGUAAACAUCAUAUAAACAUUAUGAGAAACCCGGAUAAGAUGCCUGUUUUUGCUUAUAAUUUCUGACAUUUGGUAGGCCUUAUUAUCAUUUCCAACAUUUGGUAGGCUAUUUGUUUAUCACCUAUAGUUUGAUACAUGCAGCUUCUCUUCUGUCAUUAUUUGUUGCCCCAGAAGACUAAAUACAGUAGUGCUCACCAGAAUAAUGUUUUAAAUCGAUAGAAUGCAUUAGUAGUCUAGUUAGCACCAGUAAAGUUGUCUGCUUCGCUGUAGGGACCGUGGAGAAAACACAAUAACUCCAAAACAGUGGUCUGUGCAAAAUGUCCAAAUGUCAUCAGUUUGACCGGUUUUAAGAAAAUUAAAAGCUGAGAAAAUGACAAAAAUAUGUUUCUGAUAAGACUUCAGUUCAUCUUAGGUGGGAUUGAAAUACUGUCUGCUUGCAUAACAGUGUCAAAGAUAACACAUUACACUCGCAUUCACAUUUCUAAAGAGAUGCUGAAAGAAAGAAAUAAUGUUUCUCAACUCCUGUUCCUGAGACAACAUUAACAUUUGUUGUGUAAUUUCACUUCAAGAAAUGCAUAAUUCUGCAGGAGUUAAUGUCAUAUUAUACCACAGCGUUGUUGAAUACUCAUUUCUGAUUGGCUAGAAGGGCAUUCUAGGAUGGACAUUAAAACCAGGUAAAGGCACAGUUGAAAAAGAUAUCGAGGCAGUUGGAAAAGAUAUUGGGACACCUUGCAAUCAUGACGCAAUAAGCGCCUACAUUUUUUUAUUUCACCUUUAUUUAACCAGGUAGGCCAGUUGAGAACAAGUUCUCAUUUACAACUGCAUACCUUAUUUCUAAUUUACAUAUGCAGACCGUACUUGCUACAAAGUUACAGAAAGCUAAACCAACAACCACACAAAACGAAAUUGGAUACAUUGUAAACACAGGUCCAACGAGGAAAAACUUAGCUAGCAUUGAUUUGUUUUUGCAGAGACUUUUUUUUUUGGAGCGUCUUGAUGACCUAACGUGGUGAGUGGUGAACAUGAAUUUCUCUGGUCCCUACAGUUGCAGUCAUGACACAAGUGACGCUAUGCUGUCAAAUCCUCCCACGUUUCUAGUUUGACUAGCUAUUUUCAGCAACUAAUAUUAUUUUUUUGGUUGUCAUAUUGGCAGGUUUGCUGGGAAACAAAACAUUUAGAUAGCUUCUAGCCUAGUUUUUGAUAUGCAGUGUGGUCUCCUCGUAAUGAACAGUGUCCUGAUGAGAUGGCAAACUUUUCUAGCUAUGCCAGGCAAAUUCAGGCAUCAUCAGCUCAUAGUUAUGGAUGUAUCUGAAUUAAUGUCAAUAGAAAACAGCUACGUUGCUGUUAUUCUGGCCCAGAUGUCGUGACUGUUUUAGCCGUAGCUAGCUGGCUAGUUAGAAAGCAAGGGAAAUUAAUUUUGCCAGCGAGCAUACCAACAGAACAUAAAGAACGAACGACAAGGUGGUGUCCAUAAAUAUCGAACUGAUUGAACGAAUGACUGGGGUUGCAUCUUUAGCAACCAAAAUAUAAAUAUGAGAAAGUAUGAAUUUGCUUAUGUAAAUGAAAAGACAAAUAAAAAUGUUUUUAUUUCUACCGGUAAA